AUGACUCACUAUCGUGCCGGCGCGGCCAUGUCUUCCGACACUGGAAACCAUCGCCACGCAUCUUAUCCUGCAUACCUCAGCGCUCAAAUGAGCCACGGCCCCCAGCAUGACGGUCCGACUUCCCAUGGCCAGCAUAUCGGUCACCACUCGGAUGCCAUUGGCGCCGUGGUCAACCAGUUUAGCACACUGGCCCUCCCGGCCGGUCCUGGCAUACCCAGCGCCUCGACCAUGUCACAGAUGCAGGCCCACCAUGCCUACUGUGGCCCUCAAGAGCAAUCUGUUGCCUACCAGGGCUACCAUUCCGUCCCGGUCCACGUUGGCAUGCCGCACGAAGCGGCGUAUUCGUUCGGAGUCUCUGGCCAAUACCCGGUCCAGAGCGGGUUCGCUCCACUGCCCGUUCCAUACCAUGCCAUGCCGUACACACCGGGUCGGGUAGCAUCCUACGCUGACCGCAGCAGCGAGGUUCCUGGCUUGGAUAAUCGCCGUGGUUCGUAUUCCACCACCGAGUCGACUCCUGCGACUCCCUUCUUCGGCAGUGCGUCGGAGCGUGCCAACUCCUCGAGAGUCGCGGUUUUCCGUUCGAGCUACACCACCCCUUCUCCAGAGCAGGUCGUCGCACCCAAGGCCCCUCAGCCCAUUGAUGAAAGCCUCCUGGAGCUGCUCAAACAAAACCCCCCCAUCCCGGAGGCUGUGCCGGCUGUUUUCACCCCACCCAGCCACACCAAGUCGAUAGAGCAGUGCCUAGAGAAUAGGAUUCAUGGAAACCGCAAUGUCUACAUUCGCGGGCUCCAUCCCACCACGGACGACGAGCUCCUGCAUCGAUAUGCGUCUCGCUUCGGUAAGGUCGAGCAGAGCAAGGCCAUCAUCGACACUUCGACUGGCGCUUGCAAAGGGUUUGGCUUUGCCAAGUUUGCCGAUGUUCGUGAUUCCGAGAAGUGCAUCCGCGGCUUUUACCAUCUUGGGUAUGAGGUUGGUUUCGCUCGGGAGAGCUUCAACGCGAGGCUCAAGGCCGAGGGCGACGAGCUGUCUACCAACCUGUACUUGUCCAACCUGCCUAAGCGCCUGAACGAAUCGGAGCUGAAUGCGAUCUUUGCUGGCUAUCAUGUCGUCUCCAGCAAGAUUCUUCGUGACAGCAUGGGCAACAGCCGUGGUGUUGGUUUUGCUCGUUUCGAGACGCGCGAUGAAUGCGAGGACAUCAUUAAGAAGUACCACGGUGCUUCCAUUGGAGAAGAGGGAAUGUUGAUGCAGGUCCGCUAUGCCGAUACACCGGCCCAGAAGGAGCUCAAGCGCAUCACUGCCGAGCGGCGCCAGUUCCGUACCAACGAGUACAACAUUGGUGCUUAUGGCACAGCUGAUGUCGGGAUUCACCCGAGCAUCUACAGCCCUGCCCCUUGGAACCGCCGCCCUGAGCUUGGCACCAACGCUCUCUUCGCACCCCGCGUGCCUUCCAUCCGUACCAACCUGGGAAGCAGCGCGAGCGCUGGCUCUAUGCUGGGCCAGAGCAUGGGACACACCCCCAAGCAGAGCAUCUCGGUGCCCGGAACGGUGUCUUCUGAUGACGGCUUGGGUGGCGAUGGUGCGACUGUUGUCGACUCUCCCACCGCAAACAAGGGCAGCACUCAGUCCUCGCCCACCAUCAAGGCGGAGAAGGCCUAG
Molecule: messenger RNA, 1656 nt
Organism: Chaetomium globosum CBS 148.51
Lineage: Eukaryota; Fungi; Ascomycota; Sordariomycetes; Sordariales; Chaetomiaceae
Exons: 7
Coding region: 1-1656 (551 amino acids)
Cellular component (GO): ribonucleoprotein complex; nucleus; cytosol
Molecular function (GO): mRNA 3'-UTR binding; poly(A) binding; poly(U) RNA binding
Source: RefSeq, a predicted model, not a curated record